AUGUGGACUCUUGAGCAUCGAGGCAAUGAUGAUUGUUUAAGAAGAUUGUUUGUCACCAUCCUGGUUUAUUGCAUGCCCCAUGAAGUACGCAGUUUGUGGGAUGAAUUUUAUCCAUUCAUGAUAGAGGAUUAUCCUUCUUCGAGCACCACGGACAAUGUACGUAUCACAAAUAGACUUUUACGAGACUUGAACGAGUUGUUGGUGCAGCACAGUAAGUCCGUUUUUGAUUAUGACUUGCCAGAAAUGACUCAAGAUGGUGGUGAAAAUUCUUCAAUGCCAAGGCUAAUACAAGAUGAAAUUUCAAUUAACAUUCCUCAAGAAGACCGGGAUGCAGUUCAUCAUUUGAAUGAGGAUCAAACUUUUGCAUACAAUUCCAUAAUAUCUGCUAUUGAGUGUCAUGACAAUGCCAUAUUUUUUGUUGAUGGUCCAGGAGGAACUGGAAAGACAUACUUAUAUCGUGCAUUAUUAGCAAGCUUGAGAAGCAAUGAUCAUAUUGUAUUGACAACAGCAACUUCUGGCAUAGCAGCAACAAUACUACCUGGUGGGAGGACGGCACACUCUAGGUUUAAAAUUCCUCUUAAUCUUGAUGCAUCUUCAACAUGUUGUAUUAGUAAACAAUCUGAUUUAGCAGAGUUGAUAAGAAAGUCAUCGGCAAUUGUUUGGGAUGAAGCACCAAUGAUGAAUCGAUAUGGGUUUGAAGCUCUUGAUCGAACAUUUAGAGACAUAACAAGUGUCGAUUUCCCAUUUGGAGGAAAGGUGAUGAUCUUCGGGGGUGAUUUCCGACAAGUUCUUCCUGUUAUCCAUAAGGGUACGAGAUUUGAGAUGGUGCAAGCCAGUUUGAUUAAUGCUUCAUUUUGGAAGGAUGUGAAGAUUCUUCGUUUGACACAGAAUAUGAGAUCCAUCAACGAUCCAGAUUUCUCAGAGUUCUUACUUCGUGUUGGUAAUGGAGAACAACCAACUGUGGUUGAAGACAUAAUACAAAUACCUUGGCCCAUGAUCAUACCAUGGGAGAAUGAAGAAUCAAUCAACCAGUUGGUUAAUCAAGUCUUCCCUAAUUUGGAUCGUCAUGUAAAUGAUGCCGGGUACAUGGUUGAAAGAGCAAUAAUUACUCCAAAAAAUGAUGAUGUUGACGUACUCAAUGAAAGAAUCAUACAACACUUUCCAGGGCCUGAACGAAUCUUAUACUCUUUCGACUCAGUUGAGGAUGACACCAGAAAUAUGUAUCAACAAGAAUUUUUAAAUUCGAUUUCACCUUCUGGUAUGCCGCCACAUCAGUUGAUUAUAAAGAAAGGUGCCCCAAUUAUGCUUUUGAGGAAUAUUGACCCAAAGAUGGGGUUGUGCAACUGUACAAGAUUGACUUGCCGCGGAGCAUAUAACAAUCUAAUUGAUGCAGAGAUUUUAACAGGACAUUUUUCGGGAACUAGAGUUUUCUUGCCAAGAAUCGCUCUUAAGAGUGCCGAAAGUUCUGGACUCCCGUUUGAGAUGACAAGAAAGCAGUUCCCCGUAAAGUUGAGUUUUGCACUUACCAUAAAUAAAUCACAAGGCCAGACAAUACCAAAUGUUGGUAUUUACCUUCCUGAUCAUGUGUUCAGCCAUGGACAGCUGUACGUGGCUUUAUCGAGAGGAGUUUCAGAGGCAAGCACCAAAGUUUUGGUAAAAAAAGGUUCAUUAGAGGGUGAGGAAGGGGUAUUCACAGUAAACGUUGUGUAUAAAGAAAUUUUGCUUCCUUCCACAUAA
Molecule: messenger RNA, 1737 nt
Organism: Rosa rugosa (rugosa rose)
Lineage: Eukaryota; Viridiplantae; Streptophyta; Magnoliopsida; Rosales; Rosaceae
Exons: 1
Coding region: 1-1737 (578 amino acids)
Biological process (GO): DNA repair; telomere maintenance
Molecular function (GO): DNA helicase activity
Source: RefSeq, a predicted model, not a curated record